Pristis pectinata (smalltooth sawfish) is the source of this 4661-nucleotide messenger RNA. It is a transcript of the gene klhl8, whose product is annotated as kelch-like family member 8. Gene Ontology annotation, molecular function: protein binding. The record is from RefSeq and is a predicted model, not a curated record. NCBI's taxonomy places the organism in Eukaryota, Metazoa, Chordata, Chondrichthyes, Rhinopristiformes, Pristidae. The transcript is spliced from 10 exons. Bases 251 to 2095 code for a protein of 614 amino acids.
AGCGGCCUGGCCUGCAAACCUAACCGGGACCGGGGCAUGGCUCUCGCCCACACAGCUAGGCCAACCCGGAAGCCCAAACUGAUCUCCUAGCUGCUGUUCCGAGUUCCUACAUCUGUCUGUAAUGGCUGUAGAAGCACAAGAGAAGGAAAGAGUGCAUUUGUAUAUAUGACCAAGAUGUUAAAUCGACAAACAGUAAUGUGUUGAAGAUCUCAAUUAGGUGCUUGCAGGUGAAGUUACAACGUUUAAAGAAAUGGCUUCAAGUGAUAUGAUUCCAGAAAAUUUGAAGCAUCAUCAGCAAAAGAACAGGAAGCUUCCCAUUAGGUCCAUUGACCAUGAAGCUGAAGCAGAUGGCUGUUUUCUUUUUGAAGCAGAUGAAGCUUGGAAGGAAUAUCACCAAGCUCUCUAUCAGUUCUAUGAAGCCAAAGAACUGUGUGAUGUAACAUUGAAGGUUGGGCCUAAAUUAAUUCCAUGCCACAAAUUGGUGCUAGCCUGUGUGAUUCCAUACUUCAGAGCAAUGUUUCUUUCAGAAAUGGCUGAAGCCAAACAGGACUUGAUAGAGAUUAAAGAUUUUGAUGGCAAUGCAAUGGAUGACCUUGUGAAGUUUGCUUAUUGCUCGAGGAUUAAACUUACUGUAGACAACGUACAACCUCUUCUGUAUGCAGCAUGCAUUCUGCAGGUAGAGCUUGUGGCCAAGGCGUGCUGUGAAUACAUGAAAGCCCAUUUUCACCCAUCAAACUGCCUAGCAGUCCGGUCAUUUGCUGAGAGUCACAACCGCGUUGACUUAAUGGGCAUGGCUGAUAAGUAUGCUUGCGAACACUUUAAUGAAGUAGUAGAAUGUGAAGACUUUAUAAAUGUUUCACCAAAGCACCUCAUUGCACUUCUUUCAUCCAGUGAUCUGAAUGUGGAAAAAGAAAAGCAAGUGUAUAAUGCUGCUGUGAAGUGGCUGUACUCAAAUCCACAACAUCAUGCCAAGUGGUUGGACCAAGUUCUUGCACAGGUCCGAUUGCCAUUAUUACCUGUUGAUUUUCUCAUGGGGGUUGUGGCUAAAGAAAACAUAAUCAAACAGAAUCUGAAGUGCAGGGACCUGUUGGAUGAAGCCAGAAACUAUCAUCUUCAGCUAAGUAACAAGCCAGUGCCAGACUUUGAAUACUCCAUACGCACAACAUCAAGAAAAUACACUGCCGGCGUCAUGUUCUGUGUCGGUGGCAGAGGAGGAGCCGGUGACCCAUUCCGCAGUAUUGAAUGUUACUCCAUUAGCAAAAACAGCUGGUUCUUUGCGCCUGAAAUGAAUAGUCGAAGGCGACAUGUUGGAGUGAUCUCAGUGGAUGGGAAAGUCUAUGCAGUUGGGGGUCAUGAUGGAAAUGAGCAUUUGGGUAGCAUGGAAGUAUUUGAUCCAAUGACAAACAAAUGGAUGAUGAAGGCUUCUAUGAACACUAAACGGAGGGGUAUUUCUCUGGCGUCCCUUGGAGGCCCAAUUUAUGCUAUAGGAGGUCUAGAUGACCAUACGUGUUUUAGUGAUGUCGAGCGAUACGACAUUGGCUCAGAUCUGUGGAGCACUGUGGCAGCAAUGAACACACCAAGAGGUGGUGUAGGUUCAGUUGCACUCGGGAACUAUGUGUAUGCUGUUGGUGGAAAUGAUGGAGUGGUUAGUUUGUCUAGUGUUGAGAGAUACGAUCCCUACUUGGACAAAUGGACAGAAAUUAAGGAUAUGGGACAAAGAAGAGCUGGAAAUGGAGUUGGUGAACUAAAUGGCUGCUUGUACAUAGUUGGUGGGUUUGACGAUAACUCUCCACUCAGUUCUGUGGAAAAAUUUGAUCCUCGUACAAACAAGUGGGAAUAUGUAGCUGAGUUGACAACACCCCGUGGUGGAGUUGGAGUGGCAACUCUAAUGGGGAAAAUCUUUGCAGUUGGUGGCCACAAUGGCAACGUUUAUCUAAAUACUGUGGAAGCCUAUGAUCCGACAAUGAACAGGUGGGAGUUGGUUGGAUCCAUUUCACACUGCAGGGCUGGGGCUGGAGUAGCUGUGUGUUCUUGCCUGGUCAGCCAGAUCAGAGACAUUGGCCUGGGAUCCAGUAACGUUGUUGACUGCAUGUGAUUUCUGCAGUCGACAUGGGAUACGGUAGAGUUUUCUGAAGAUAGUAAUUUUACGGAGGAAAAAUUCCAUUCCAUGUAUCCAGUUACUGUAGAAUGAGAAAGAAGGCUGGAAAAAUUGAUUACAAAAUUUCAGUUUGGUUUUUAUUUUAAUGUAUGCAGGUUUGAUUUCUUAGAACUGUUUGAAGUGGGUGUGUUUUGCAUUGUAUUUAAUGGUUUUGCAAAUUGAAUGCAUGCUGUUCUUCUAGCACAACCCUGGCUGUUUCCAACCGGCCUGCAGCUCCUUUGGAGUCUUGUAAGAUGCCAGUGAAUGCAUAUUCCCUCUCUUUCUGAUUUGAACUUAACAGUUAUUGGCGGACUUGUGCAGAAGAAACCUCAAUUGUAAAUUUAUUGGUGGAACUAAUUCCUUGUGGUACAGAUGCUGAAGAAGAAAAAAAUGCAUUGUAGCUGUUUUAAAAAAGAAAAUGUCCAGGGAAAAGCUAAAACUUUGUAGAUUUUAUUUCACAUUGAAAAAAAAAUAGGUUUGUUUGUCUAGAAGUUUCUAUUUGAAGGAAACAUUAAAUAUACUCUUAGCCUCUUCGCUUCUGCCCUUCUGUGUCUUAACCAGUCCUUAGUGGUAUGUCAGUGGUCCUACCGCUUUCUCUCCUUGCUUUCCCAACCUCCCCCCCCCCCACCACCAUUUCAAGGUUCCUAAAUGCAUUUAAAUUCUAGCAAGUUUAGCACCAAAUUCAGCAAGCAAUAAUUCUUGUUUUGUGAAGCCAAAAGCAAUAGUGCACUGUUUCAUUAUUAGCUAGAAUAUUUACAAUAUUGUUAUUAUUGAUAAUCCUGUCAUUGUGAAUUCUUGCAAAAAUCUUGCAAUUGAUAGAUUGAUAACUAAGGUUUCUAGUUUUGAUUUUCACUAAAUACCCAUACUGAACCUGUGCAUAACAGUGAUGGGCCUUCCCAUGUGUGUUGGUAACAACUGACUAUUCGUUAGUAUCUUUGAUCCCUGUUUUAUAUCAUCGUGUAUCGUCUCCUAAAACUGCCUGCACCUUCCAGAAUUGUAUACAAAACAUUGCAUAAAUUGACAUGCCUUCAGUGAGAUAACUGAAUGUUUAUUUUGUGAAAGAUUUGGUAGUUUAAUUUUUGGGACAAAGGAAUGAUAAGUUUCCUGAUAAAGAAUGAAACAAAAGGGGAUAAACACCUACAGUAAUUCUCCUACCUAAAUUCAGAAACCCUUGUAUUUCACACACUGAGUUGCUGAUUGUACUGGGAUUCAUUAAAAAAAUAAUGUGCGAGCUCACAGAGAUGGUAUAAACCUCUAAGGACAUGUUCAUCCCUUUUGCCAUUUGUGUCUGUGUGACCAUUGGCAAACGCUCCUUCAAGGAAAAAUUUUGGGUAGUUAGGAGGAUACCUGAAAAGGACAGGAAGAAGAAUCACAAACUAUGUUGGGAAGUAGAUGGGGAAAAACUAAGCCAUAAUAGAAUUCCUGACCACAGGUUUGUUUUUAAUUUAAAUGACAGCAAUAAGAAAUGUGUUGGCAUUGAGCAGCCUAAACAUGUCAAGUUACAAUUUGCUGUAUCAUCGAAGGUAAUGUUUAAAAGCCUCAAAUAAUAUUUACAUGAAUGAUUUAAGUUAUUAAAACCUACUUCUCCCACAUUAGUUUGCCAAGAGUUCUUCCUGACCAGUUAUUGAAAGGAGGAGGUGAAUGAACAGAAACAAAGGGAAUCCACAUCAUUAUUUAACCACUGAGUAAUUUAAACAACACAUUGUUUGAAGAAUAUAGGUGCAGCAAAAGAUUCAUAAGAUGAUCCAUGGUUAUAGUCUUUAGUCCUCAGCAUCAUUUUCACUUCAGGAUGGGCUUCAAUGUAAUAAUUACAAGCACCAAUAAUUGCUUAAAGUUUAAAUUAAAACAGAUAUUACGAUUAUUUAAAAUGAAACUAUUCGUUUUGUAAAACUCUGCUUUUAAUGUUAGCAUUGGUAAAUUGUUCAAAACAGUUUACAUUAUAAAUUUUGUAAUACAAUCAUAAUUAAUGAAAUUUAACUUUUUUUGAAAUGUCUUGUUACAUUUAAAUCCUUUACUAAUUGUGAAGAAAAAAGUUUUGCCAUGUUAUAUCUAUGUACACAAAAUUUAAGACAAUUCAAACACUGACUUUGUCAGUGAACAUUAUGAUGUAUUAAAGCAAAAUCUUACAGCUGUGGGCACAUGCUGUCAACUAUUUUUAUUGUACACAUAUAAAAGCCACUUAAUUGCAUUGCAAUUGCAUCUUCCUUACCAAUGCUAAUGUAAAACUAUGUUUGCUCAAUAUUUCAUCUUCCAGCUUCUCUGCUUCCUGAGGUAUGAUGUUGUUUCUUUCAGUUAAUGUAGGGUCCUGGAAAAAUAACCCAGAAACUGUGUUUUAAUCACAGCACUGCAGUUAGAGGGUUAAAGAGGGUUAAAGAGCCCAUUGGAUUUUACUGCCAAAAAAUAUCAGUGUUUUCAUCCUUUCUUUGUCAUGUCUGUGCCAUGAUGAGUGUUGCAUCUGGCAAAAAACAUAACUAUAUCUUUCUAUGAUAAGUUUAGAUCCACAAUUCUUUCCCAGAUUAUCUCA